Messenger RNA from Schistocerca gregaria, 6439 nucleotides. RefSeq names its product dynamin-A-like. Gene Ontology annotation, cellular component: cytoplasm; microtubule; membrane. The record is from RefSeq and is a predicted model, not a curated record. NCBI's taxonomy places the organism in Eukaryota, Metazoa, Arthropoda, Insecta, Orthoptera, Acrididae. Gene Ontology annotation, molecular function: GTP binding; microtubule binding; GTPase activity. The coding region runs from base 2227 to 4413 and encodes 728 amino acids. The transcript is spliced from 3 exons.
UUCUCUUUAGCUUGUUUUGACUAGUCUUUCUAGCUCGUACAUUGCAACACUCGCGAACCUGGUAUUUCUACCCUUCACCUGCUUCAAUUUACCCGAAAGAUGCCCACUUGAUGAGGGUGGACUUCCAAAAAAGCUGCGGGUUUAAAAAUUGUAGCCGUUUCAAUAUAAACUCUCUUUGCGUACUGCGUAAUUACUCCUCGCCUUUGGAUCACGCUUUUUUCUCUAUUAUUUCUCAGGGUCUACAAGCAUCUGAUUAGUCUGAAUUCCUCGCUGCUAUUUUGAACUGCAAAACCAAGUGGUUGAUAUUUUGCAGCUACUUUUGCUUCGAUCAGUAGUCUCAUCCACUGGAUGGCUGUUGUUCAGUUUUUAGCCCCGUUUUUGUGCAGAUGGUGGAAUUACGGCCCCUUUCUCUUUGCGCUUUCUAUCAUCUUUAUUUUGGUUGUAUUGGCGCACGUCUUUCACGUCUACGGUUGCAUUUGGGCGUAUGUCCAGCACGGCAGGGCCCUUUCAUCUUUCAGACAAAACCUGCAUUUCAGAAACCUUUAUCAAUUACAAAGAAGAAUCCUGCUUUUAUUUAAAAUAUCCCUUGUCCAGAAUGCUCGACUAUCCAACUCGCAGAAACUCCUGGUCUUCCUAAUAAUCAACCUCUGUUUCAUGGCAGUCGAGCUGAGUACCGGCAGACAUACAAAUUCCUUGGGUCUAGUUACCGACGCAUUCCAUAUGCUGUUCGACUGCGCGGCCUUGGCUAUCGGAUUACUCCCCCUCAUCAUCUCGAAACGAGGGCCCAAUGAUGAAAUCCUCCCCUACGGUGCUAGUCGAGUAGAGGCUCUUGCUGGGUUUAUCAAUGGAGUAUUUCUUUGCCUUACUUCACUCACUAGCUUUGUUCGCUCAAUUAGAAGGCUUUUUCUUCCACCAGAAGUCCUUACUGACAACCUACUUCUGGUCUCUUUCCUGGGACUGACACUCAAUCUUAUUGGAAUUUUCAUCUUCCAUCCACACAGCAACACGGAGCCUUCUGAACUCAAAAGACUACACUACCAUCACUGUCACAGCGAAUAUUCCGAAAACCUCUAUAGCAUCUUUCUGCAUCUCCUUUCUGACACACUGAGCAGUGUCGGACUUAUCAUUUCCACUUACCUGCUGAAAUAUUACGACUGGAAAAUCGCAGAUCCUAUCUUCUCACUUUGCAUAUCUGUCUUCAUACUUUUAUCAACUGUACCAUUUCUCAAAAAAUGUACCGCCGAAUUUGUGCGAAUUCACCCCGGCAACUCUUCGCAAAGCCACAAACCCGCGCUAUCGAAAAACUGCCAACCUUCGACAUUGCCAACUGCCGCCAGUAGCCAUAGCCUAAUGCAUCUGGCGAGCUAUUCAACACAACCUAAUUUCAACUCUCUAUCGAUCGAUGAUGCAACUCGUCUUACAGCCCCGGAAUCUAAAACGUGACAACCUAACAACCCCUACCUAAAAAAAACUAGCGGAUAAAAGUCUACUCCCUUAACACCCUCUAAACGUAAAAACUUUUCAUAAAGUAAAUGCUGUCAUGCCUCACUUUUAGGGUGCACGCAACUUGAGAAGCACCAAAAAGCCUCAACAUUCCCUAAUCAACUUUCAAGAAAGCACUCCGUCUAGCCAGUCAUUUCCAAAACGUCGCUGUGGCGGACACAUUAAAAAAACCAAGACUGCCGUUACAAAGCGUGUAACUUCCCAAACGGAAACAGGCGGAAAGACCAAGCUUAGACUACCUAGACAUACGCUCUAGCUACUCUAAUCUAUUGUACUUAUCUUGCGAAGACGAAUAGCGACGACGAUAUCAGCCCUAUACCGCGAACUUUACGCAAGUGGAGCUUUUUUUCUGUACAAACUUGGUCUAUCUUCAUACGUGAUACGCGUACAUAUCACAUGCAGAAUUUCUCCUGCUGGUGUACAUAAAUCUCUUAUGUCUUCUAAAAGGCAUGCGAUAGUCGCCUGAUAUACGAUGCAAAAGCGUUUGUCUUUCCUCAUGUCUUGCACGUUGGGCUUAAUUGCUAAAAGAAUUCAAGAAUGGGGCCUUUUUUGACAAGUCUAUAUUAUUGCUGUUUGUCUAUUUUUCAACACUUGAACACCCGAAAAUUUUUGAUGUCAAACUUUUUCCGAAUCGCCCUAGGUCCUUAUUAACCUUAUUUUCACAGCUUUUCGCACUGAUGUAAAUCUGAGGCGCUAGCUAUUUUUCCAAACUUCUUUCCAGCUAUGUUUCUCAAAGCAUUGCCGAGCCAGUCUAUUUCUGGCUUUAGCCCCUACUUCGUCUCUACCAAAAAGUUUUUUUUGGCUUCUCGUCUUGUUGACAAGUGUCGUUUGCGUAGCAAUACCUCGGCGUUCCGUUUUUCUAGGCUUUUUUGUACUCAGAGCUACCUUACCAGCUCUGACUUUGUUCAGACCGUUAGCAAACUCCAGGAAAUUUUUGUUCUCGCGGGGGUCGAGCUGGCUCUGCCCCAGAUUGUUGUCGUGGGAUCUCAGUCCAGCGGAAAAAGUUCUGUUUUGGAAAAUUUGGUGGGCAGGGAUUUCUUUCCUCGAGGUGCUGGAAUCGUGACCAGAUGUCCCCUCAUUUUGCAGCUUAAUAAGACGGCUUGCCCGCAAGAAGAAUGGGGCGAAUUCUUGCACCAACCAGGAACGAAGUACUUUCAAUUCGAUCUGAUCAAACAAGAGAUCCUCGAAGAGACUGUUCGUAGAGCAGGAGGAGGUUCGGGUAUCGUCGACAAACCGAUCCUUCUGAAAAUAUUUUCCCCGAAGGUGAUUGAUUUGACAUUAGUCGAUCUUCCAGGAAUCGCUAGAAAUCCAGUUGGAGAUCAGCCCAGAGACAUCGAAUCUAGGAUCACUAAUAUGAUACAGUCUUACGCGUCUCAUUCUAAUUCGAUCAUACUCGCCGUUCAUGCCGCGAACCAAGACAUUGCAACGAGCGAUGCCAUCAAGUUGGCGGCUCAAUCGGACCCGAAACACACACGCACGAUCGGUGUUCUCACCAAAUUGGAUUUGAUGGAUCGCGGAACCGACGCCAUGGAUUUGCUGCUUGGAAAGCAAAUGCCUUUGCUGCAUGGAUGGAUUCCGAUUGUGUCGAGGUCCCAGGCCGAUAUAGACCAGGGCAAGACCAUCCAAGAAUCGCUGAUUGACGAGGUUGCUUGGUUUCGAAAUCAUCCUAUAUAUUCAUUGAUCGCCAAUAAGGCUGGCACCCGAUAUUUGGCGGUCACGUGCAAUCGGCUCCUUUCCGAGCAUAUUGAGAGGUCUUUACCCGAUUUGAGGAACAAUAUUUCCACCAAGAUCAGACAGCUCAAGGCCGAGUUGAAGGUGUACGGCGAACCUCUUUUUUCCAAUCCGAGUACGUACGGGCCCUAUCUCCUCAGCUUAGUUAAUUCUUUUUGCCAGGCAUACAAGGACAACGUCGACGGUGUGAACCGGGAACUCCAAAUAGACCAGUUGAACAGCGGAGCGCGCAUUCGAUAUAUUUUGAACGAAAAUUUUGCACAAGCUUUACAAUCCGUUAAACCGCUCACUUCUCUUUCGAUUUCCGACGUUCGCAUGGCGAUCCUGAACUUGACCGGACUUCGUCCGGCACUCAUGGUUUCCGAACAGGCCUUUGAACAGCUGUCUAAGAAGCAAAUUGAGUUAUUCCGCGAUCCGGCGCUCCAGGCGGCUGAAAUGGUGUAUUCUGAACUGGUUCGAGCCGUGAAAUGUACCGAAGUACAGGAGAUUUCGAGGUUUCCGAGACUGGUCAGCCGAAUUCAUGAGAUGGCUCUAAAGACGCUUCGUCGCGACUUCAAGGAAGCAGUCGAGGCGAUUCAUAAGUUUAUUGAUUUGGAGCUGGGUUAUAUUGACACCAGCCACCCAGAUUUUGUAAAGCAGCGCAUGCAUCACCAAGAGUCCGUUCAGGAACAACAUGACGGCUACGUCGCAGAUUCUCUGAGCUGCUCCGAGAGUCAGGAGAAGUCUAAGAAUGGCCUGGCCAGCCAGUUUUGGUCAAUACUGUUUGGGCCGUCCGAGCAAAGUUCGCGACCCAAGUCAGAAUUGAAGUCCUCGCCGCCGGAAUCGGACUCCGCGCUGGGCGGCCUGCGAUCGCUCGGUGCCAAUGUCCGAAUCGAGGACAUGUCCGAGCAAGAGAUGGCGCAGGUGAGGAUGAUCGUCCAGUUCUUACGAAUUUACUUGGGCAUCAGUCGAAAGAGCAUUCGAAACGCAGUCGUGAAAAUCAUUAUGGUCAACAUGGUGAACAGAAGUAAGGAGUCAAUACAACACGACCUGGUUGACGCGUUGUACCGUCCGGAGCUGUUUGGAGAGCUGUUGGUAGAAAGUCCCGAGAUUGAAGAGAAGAGAGAGGCGGCCAGGGAGGCCCUCGCGCGGUUUAAAGCUGCAAACAAGGUCGUUCGAAGUUACAACGAGGGCAUUUGACCGUUGGAGAUUGUGCGCAUCGAUUGAUUGUGGUUGACCGUUGGAGAUUGUGCGCACCGAUUGAUUGUGUAGUAGGAUCUGUUGGGCAGUCGCCUGAGUCGAUAGAGCGUUCGCACAAAGGAAGGUGGCGUGCAGAAGCGUUUCACUUGUGAUUUGCGUUUCACGUUGUUGUGGUGGUUCGGCGCGAAGCGCUGAAGAGAGACUAGGUCGGUCGAACGUACGAAUUGCCCAAUUUUACGUCUCUUUUCUUGUUCAUAUUUUCUUUAUUGAUCAUGGCAUGCAGUCUGAACAGAGACGCUGGGGUGAUUCCGGAUAUUCUGCUCGCCUGCCCUAGAGUUUCCGGUCUGAUUGCUGACAGCUUUUCUUUUUCUUCGUUGCUAAGAGCGUUGAACUGAAAGUAGUUGAUGUCUGGCGGGAAUUUUAGGCCUUCGUCUUUUUUGAAGGCCAGUGCAUCUCUUUUUUGCCUCUCUAAAUAGUCUCCGUACAAGCACUCGUUUCUGCAGUAUUCUCCGACGUGGUCGUCGAUAGGCGCGAGUUGGUCCGGAAAGGCGGCUUGAAUGUCCUUCCAGCCUAUUUCCUUCCUCCGAAGGACCUCCGAGGCGGACAGUGGGCGUCCGUCCAUGGAGAAUUUGGUUGGCGUUAGACCGAGCGCGUUCCAUUGAUUGGGCGUUAGUUUGAGACUGCAGAGAAUUUCCUUCGUGCGAAGGCAACCUUCCAACCGGCGACAAUACAGUUCGUAUCGUUCUCUCGAAACGCAUCCUAGUUCGUGUCCUUUGGGAGUUAAUCGGAAGUCCGCGUUGUCGGCUCGGAGGGUGAGGCGAUAUUCGGCUCUGGAAGUGAACAUUCUGUACGGUUCGUUGGUUCCUCGAGUGAUUAAGUCGUCUAUCAAAACGCCGAUGUAUCCGUCCGCCCGGUCCAUGACAUAUGGCUCCCUUCCUUGGACCUUGAGCGCGGCGUUCAGACCGGCCAUCAGGCCCUGGGCGGCCGCUUCUUCGUACCCGGUCGUGCCGUUGAUUUGUCCAGCGAAAUAGAGACGGCGGAUUUUUUUGGUUUCCAAAGUUCUCCAAAGUUCUCUGGGAUCCACAUAGUCGUAUUCAACCGCGUAGCCGUACUGCAGGAUUUUCACCGCCUCUAGGCCCUUGAUACUGUGAACAAACUCCUCUUGGACGUGUCUUGGCAAGCUGCACGAGAUGCCGUUUGGAUAGAUGACCGGAGAGUUCAGACCUUCAGGCUCCAGCCAAAUGUGAUGACUUUUGUUCGGAAAUCUCUGAAUUUUAACUUCAAUGCUGGGACAGUACCGCGGGCCCUGACCCAGCCCCUCCUUGCCGGAAUCGAAUGCGGGUGCCAAAUGCAUAUUCUCAGAAACUAUUUUGUGCGACGUCUCGUUGGUAUGAGUCAUCCAGCAAUGCUUUUGGUCUCGGAUCAAGUCGUCUCGCGUGUGCAAAAAGCUAAACGCAGCCGGCCGCUCAUCUCCCGGCUGAACCUCCAAGUCUGUAAAGUCAACCGUAUGCAGAUCCAAUCUCGGUGGCGUGCCCGUCUUCAGACGCCCAAGGCUGAAACUGAAGGCCUUGAGCGAUCUAGACAGUCCGCUGGAUGACGGAUCUCCCAUCCUCCCCGCAGAAACUCGCUCUCUUCCAAUGUGAAUGGUUCCACAAAGAAACGUUCCGGUCGUCAAGACCACCGAUCGACUCCGAAUACUCGAACCGUCCGACAGCUGCACACCGCACACCGCUUCCUUCUCCACAAUCAAAUCUUCGACACUGGCUUCAAGCACGUCCAAAUACUCAUUCUUCGUCAGCGCAUCCAUCAUGUGCAUUCGAUACAAGUCGCGGUCCACUUGACAUCUGUACCCGUGUACCGCAGGUCCUUUACUGGCAUUCAAUACACGAAAUUGAAUCCCCGCGCGAUCGGCAACUAUACCCAUCAACCCACCAAGAGCGUCCACUUCUCGAACCAAAUUCCCCUUUCCCACUCCGCCAAUAGAUGGAUUACACGACAUGGCGCCUGGACUCAAAGAAAUCAUCCA